CUGUUCUUAACUGAUGGUUUUAUCUUUGUUCUGAUACUCCUCUCCAUGCCAUUGGAGUGAGGUGUCUGCAUGGUACUUAGUUGUGCUCUGAGGCCAUGAUAGUAUCUGAAGAUUCUGUUCUUCUAGGUUUCGACAUCUCUGACUAAUUUCAAUUUGAGCUGAGCUUUUGUUUUUCUAACUGCAUCUCUGCACACCCUGCAAUGCCCAAUUACUUGGGCAUAAUCCUGAAGCCCAAAAGAAGGUUCAAAGAGAACUGGAUGAGAUGUUUGGAUAUCAAGUAUUGAAUGGCACGAAUAUUCAGAUCAUAAUUCAUGCCAUACACAGAAACCCCAAGAUCUUCUGUGACGUGGAGGAGUUCAGGCCUGAGCGAUUCUUCCCCGCAAAUCGUUUUUUUAAUCAACUAAAAAUUUAUUCUGAAGAAUUCAGGAAGUGGUCAUUGUUCAAUCUUUGGCUAGGACCAUUGCCUGUCGUAGUUCUGUAUCACCCUGACAGUGUGGAGGUUAUUUUGAACAGUUCAAAACAUAUAGAAAAAUCAUACCUGUACGACUUCCUGCAUCCAUGGCUGGGCACUGGGCUUCUGACAAGCACUGGAGACAAGUGGCGGUCGCGGAGGAAGAUGAUAACUCCCACUUUCCACUUUGCAAUAUUGAAUGAUUUUCUAGAGGUUAUGAAUGAACAAGGAAGUAUUUUGGUUAAGAAACUUGAAAAGCAUGUUGACAAGGAACCAUUUGAUGUUUUUCUGGACAUCACUCUGUGUGCCCUUGAUAUCAUCUGUGAAACAGCAAUGGGCAAGAAUGUAGGUGCUCAGAAGAAUAAGAAUUCUGACUAUGUUUCUGCUAUCUACAGGAUGAGUGAUCUAAUCCAACAGAGACAGAAGAGCCCUUGGCUUUGGCCUGAUCUUUUAUACAUGCUAUUCAAGGAAGGAAGAGAGCACAAGAGGAACCUCAAAAUCCUUCACAAUUUUACAGAUAGAGUCAUUGCAGAAAAAGCUGCAGAACUUGAAAACACUAAGCAAAAAAAACAUGAUAAUGAUGGCAACUGUGAAGAAAGUGUCUCCAAAAAGAGAAAAGCAUUCCUGGACAUGCUGCUGAGUACAACAGAUGAUGAAGGGAACAAACUGAGCUACAGAGACAUUCGUGAGGAAGUGGAUACUUUCAUGUUUGAGGGCCAUGAUACAACAGCAGCUGCUAUGAACUGGGUCCUAUACUUGCUUGGACAUAAUCCUGAAGUUCAGAAGAAGGUUCACAAAGAAUUGGACGAGGUGUUUGACAACACUGAGCGUCCUGUUACAACAGACGACUUGAAACAGCUUCGAUACCUUGAGUGUGUUGUGAAAGAAGCCCUUCGGCUCUUCCCUUCAGUUCCCAUGUUUGGCCGUACCUUGAGAGAGGACUGCUGUAUUAGUGGGUAUCAGAUACCAAAAGGCACAACUGUUCUUGUUUUAACUUAUGCCCUGCACAGAGACCCGGAGAUCUUCCCGGACCCAGAGGAGUUCAGGCCUGAAAGAUUCUUCUCUGAAAAUUCUAAGGGAAGGCACCCAUAUGCUUACGUGCCCUUCUCAGCUGGUCCCAGGAACUGCAUUGGUCAGCGCUUUGCGCAAAUGGAGGAGAAAACUCUUCUAGCCCUCAUCCUGCGGCGCUUUUGGGUGGAGUCAUGUCAAAAGCCAGAAGAGCUUCGUAUGGCUGGAGAAUUGAUUCUUCGUCCAAAUAAUGGCAUCUGGAUUAAGCUGAAGAGGAGACCAAAUGCUGGAUCAGAAUGAAACCCAUUUCAAUGGGUUUACUUCCAAACAUUUUCAAGCUAUUUAGGCUGAAAUGUUUUAAAAUCAGAUAUUUUGAUGUCAGUCCAGCAGUUUGUUAAAACUGGUUGUUACUGUUUCAUUAAAGAUGAUGUAAUAGUCCUAAAUUGCUCUACUUUUCUAGUGCUUGUGAACUUCAUGUUAAUCUUUGAACUGCAAGUCUUUAAAUAUUAACUUUUAAUGCCUUAUCUGCUCAGAUGAAACUAUUCUAUUGCAACAGUGCCACAAAACCUUAAGUUAUGGUAGUAACAACAGCAAUGCCUGUGAUUUAAGUGAUCUGGUUACAUGCCAUAGCAUUUGCCAGGUAAUUGAUAGUCUCAAAUAUUUGUAGAGUUUUCAGGUUUCUUUGGUUUGGAAAGGUACAAGUGAUAAUUCUUCCUCUCAGACAAGAUCUUAUAAAAAGAAAGUUUUUAAUUGUUGAGUUUACAUAAAUGAAAUUACAGAUCUUGACAAAGAGUUUGUGAUUUUGCCCUUAAGAAAAAAAAUUUUGCCCUUAAGAAAAAAAAAAGUCAUGUAGCAAUGGUAAUAUGGCUGCAUUCUUCAACCUUCUUUUUCAAAUAGGUUUCAUUUCUGUAUAAUAACAAGAACUUAAGUUUCCGGGGCUGAAUGUAAACAUUGUUUUCUUUAUAAUGAGAUAACUUUUGAGACUACCUUCAUAUGUUCAUAUGACAUGUGUUUUCUUAAGGAAUUAUUUCAUACUUUCUAGUACUCAGCAGUGUGAGCUUUCAAGGUAUACAAGAUUUGCAUCCAAGAUAUGUUUUCUCAGGACUUUUGGUAUGUAGUUGAAACCUGGAGAGGUACCUCAUGUUUUCCUAAACUAUGUCCUUAAAGAUGAAGACUUUCAAGACUUCCUUUUCUUCUGUGGGAUCUAUUUUGUAGAAACAGUUUGUAAGAUAGACCAAAUUAUAGAAAUUCCUUCCAUAAGAUAAUUUUUUUUACUUCUAGCUAUUCUGGCCAAUAUUUUUUCUUGCACUUUGUUUUUGCAUCAUACUCUUCUCAUAUAAUGAGAUCUCAAGUAAAUUAUAAUUUAUUAUGAUUUCUGAUGUGAACAAGAAAACAAUUGAGACAAAAACUAGAUAAAACUGUAAUGAGAAACUCAUUAUUAAAAGUGCAUGGGCUGAAAUACUGGCCCAUGUUGCUGAAGUGGAAAAUCCCUAUUUAGUGAUGCACAUAGUAUCUUUGCCAAGAUAAGCACUGAUUUAAUCCUGUAAUCUUUGUGUUUGAAGCUGCUCUGAAAUGGCGGUGACCUCUCAUCUUCAGUUGUGAAAUUUGGUUUUAAAGCAGUCUGAGGCUCCUAAGGAAAUAAAUACUGAGGAAAAAUACUGAAGCUACUGAACUUUCUACUGGGAUAGCAGAAACGGAGCAUAUGAGUGUUUCUGGUUAAUGGUUUACAGCUGUUAUGGAGAACACUGACAAUAAACCCUGUGUAACAUCUUGGGAGGUUCUGCUUGAGAGCUCCUGCAGAUGCCUCAGAGGAACUAGAAGUUUCCAGCCAGCUUGACACAAACUGCUUUUUGGUGUCUGAAAGCUGCAUGUUUGGACUCACGCAAGAGGUGGACUAAUGGUGCUUUGUAAACAUCCACCUGCCUUCCUGAAUUUAAUCCUCAUGCUGUAAAAGACAAAACUUCAUAUGUAGAUUUUAGUACACUGCUGCAAACAGAUAAUUUUGCCAUGUGUUUUAGCUCUAAAUUGAGCUAAAACACUCAAUUUAUCAUCAAUCUGCUCUGUUUUUUCUGUUUAUUUGAACUGUAUACCUUAUCUUUCCAAAAGUAUGGAGUUGGAGUUUUUUGGGGUUUUUGUUUGUUUGCUUGUGUUUUAAUAAGAUAGUAAUGAACUGUAAUAACUGCCCAAUAUCUGACCUGGAAAGCCUAGAUGAGAAAUAAAAAGUGAAGAAAUUAA
This is a messenger RNA of Lepidothrix coronata (blue-crowned manakin), 3694 nucleotides long. RefSeq names its product cytochrome P450 4V2. Gene Ontology annotation, molecular function: oxidoreductase activity, acting on paired donors, with incorporation or reduction of molecular oxygen; heme binding; iron ion binding. The transcript is spliced from 12 exons. Lineage: Eukaryota; Metazoa; Chordata; Aves; Passeriformes; Pipridae. The record is from RefSeq and is a predicted model, not a curated record. Bases 263 to 1759 code for a protein of 498 amino acids.